AUGAACACCGGGCUUUCCCAAGACCUCAAUCGGCCUCUUCCGCCGUACGGGUCCGACUUUGCCCACACCAGCCGGCUAAAUGAGGCGCAGCAGUCUCAGCUACCACCCGCACCAGGACGAGUCCUCGCUGAUGUCACGGAAGAGGACGGCGAUGAGCCUGCAGCUGAUGAUGGUGCGGACCACUUCAGCGUGAUCUCUUACACCAGUGAGGCGGACUGCAUUGAGACCGCUCCAGUUGCGCAUGCGUACACAGACAGCACCGCGGUUGUCAAGCACCGAGAACCACCUGCGGUCAGGGCCGAGCAGGAGGGCAGCACAAAGGAGGGUUCCCGGACACCCUCUGAGCUGAGAAGACAGAUGCGGGCAUUCUUCACUCCACGGGCUCCAAGGGACCCGAACCCUCCUCUCGGAGAUCGGUCGCGGUGGUCCCUGCGAAGAGGUCCUUUCCGCAGGGAGGACGACGCGUCCUCUGGGUUGACCCGCAGACAUGUCAGAUCAGACAUGACUGAACCUGACGCUCCCCCCAUCGCAACCGUCGAUCAAUCGCGUCGGAUCAUCAGAGAGCUGAUCAAUAUCAGUGGCACCAUGUACCCCCCGGAGAUCGCGCAAUGGCUGUGCCUCAAGGACCUCUCAAGGAAGUUCCCUGACCCGUUUGAGCAACUCAGCCUAGCCGACAUGACGCUGAACGAGUUGCUUGGGGAUCUCCAGGGCCCUCCGUCUCUGUCUCAAGCCCCGACGCACGUUUGGAGAACUCUGGAGGACUGGUCCACAGUGGAGAGCAGUCUCGACCCACACCGGAAUUCCCUCGACAUCAUGCAGGCCAUGAAUACUCGCCUGUCAGAAACACUUGGACUUGGGGAGCAUGGUUCGUUCGUGAUGGGAACUGGCGCUGAGUGCUCCGCACGCAAGAAAUUGGAGCUGAUCACUGCGGCCGUGGUGAAGAAGCUGCAGAAAUUGAGAGAACGCGCGGCCACCUACUCAUCCUCCCGAGCCACCUGGCAACAGGCGUCAGCUGGUACCGGUGGUGGCCCUCCACAAGAGCCGCCCAAGAGAUUCAACUCCAAGGGGGAGUGGGACAGCCACCAGGCCCCUGAUACCACUUGGGGAGACGUCGGGAGCUCCAAGAUGGGCCGCGGACUAUUUUUCGCGUUGGCGGCUCUGGGUACAGCAACCGUUGUGAAGGCAUCGACCGAUGGCGCUCCAAUGAGGGCUUCUGCCUGUGCCGUCCGCGAUAAUAUGACCAACAGUACACCAGCGAAAAGAUCGUCUUCAAAGCUGCGCCCGCUAGAAUUCAUGACGCCCACCGUUGCUGUCCGUGCUCGCUUCGGCCUGUGCGCACGGUCCGAAAGACACACCUCGUCUGCAGCACCAGCCUCGCCAUCCUGA
Dioszegia hungarica is the source of this 1386-nucleotide messenger RNA. RefSeq lists its product as uncharacterized. Gene Ontology annotation, molecular function: steroid binding; nuclear receptor activity; DNA binding. The record is from RefSeq and is a predicted model, not a curated record. The transcript is spliced from 2 exons. NCBI's taxonomy places the organism in Eukaryota, Fungi, Basidiomycota, Tremellomycetes, Tremellales, Bulleribasidiaceae. Bases 1 to 1386 code for a protein of 461 amino acids. Gene Ontology annotation, biological process: regulation of DNA-templated transcription; androgen receptor signaling pathway. Gene Ontology annotation, cellular component: nucleus.